AUGUCGGUCAACAGACGGAAAGUGGCGACUAUCAGCGGCGUGCGCAGCAAGUUGGAGCGAUACUGCCACCACGGUGACAAGAUGCGCGAGAACAACCUCUCACAUGACGAACUGAUGCUCAUGUGCCAGGAACGCCCAAACUAUUGUUCCCUCGGCAAGGUCUUGCGGCAGAGAUUGCUUAUAUUCUUGAAGACUGAACCUGAGGAGGCAGCGAUUUGGAGAAGGACGCUCACCGACAAGUUUCCAGAGUGGCUUGAUCUUCCUUACAAGCAGGAAGACGGGCCCCAGCAUUUCCUCCACGACUGGGAGAUAUUCAAGUCACUGGGGUGGAUUGGGGAGUGUCCACUGAGGCCUGGUAUCCUCCCCGCUACGGAGCAAGGAUCUAGCGACAAAAUGACCCUGCCUGACACACAGCUUGACAGGCUGGUAGCUGUUAACAUCCUGGUUGAGUCUCUCGUUAGGGAUAGGUUGAAGGAGGAGAGGAGGACUGCCGACGACUGCCGCUAUGUCAACGCUGCUGAUCAUCAGAUUCAAUGGCCUAGCCGCCUUUCCUCGUGGCAUCGCAAGCAGUCCCAAGCAAAGGCCCCGGCUAGACAGCAAAGUCUGGAGGAGAGCGAGCACGCAUCCCGCAGAACCCCAGAAUCACUGACAUGCUACUCUUGCUUCAAGACUCACUUGAACAAGGGGUUUCCCGUCUGUCCCACCUCCUCAACGGCUCCCAUCCGCGUCAGAAGCUCAACCAUCAGGGACCCCAGCCGAGAGAGCGCACAAGCGUCAACGACGGACUUAUGCGUACUCAUAAUCGUCGUCAUCGGAAUACAAUCCAGAUUCUGUUUCACUGGCGUCGUCGUCACCAUUGUCAUCGCUAGCGGAUGA
Podospora pseudocomata is the source of this 876-nucleotide messenger RNA. RefSeq lists its product as uncharacterized. The transcript is spliced from 3 exons. The record is from RefSeq and is a predicted model, not a curated record. The coding region runs from base 1 to 876 and encodes 291 amino acids. NCBI's taxonomy places the organism in Eukaryota, Fungi, Ascomycota, Sordariomycetes, Sordariales, Podosporaceae.